AUGUCAGACUCCGAAGAAGAGGGAGGACUAUCCCUCGAUUCUGUUUUCACUGAGCCGCCUCGGCCUCCUUCUCCGGAACCCACCACAACGACCUACACGAGAGAGCGAAAAUCCGAUCACAGCGAUUGGUCUUCCAUCGACAUACGACUCGUCGGAUCUCACCCUCUAUGGGCACACCACCUAUGGAACGCUUCGCGAGCGUUCGCGUCUUACUUGGACGAGUACCCCGAGAUCUAUAGGGACAGGGAAGUUCUGGAGCUCGGUGCGGGCGGUGCUCUUCCAGGUAUCGUUGCCGCCAAGAAUGGCGCUAAAAUGGUCGUAAUAACGGACUAUCCCGACGCUGCACUGGUCGACAACAUGUCAUAUAACGUACAACAAAAUAUUUCCGAGCCAGACAGGACGAAGGUGCAUGUAGAGGGCUAUAUUUGGGGACAUGCCGUCGAACCCCUGUUGGCGCUGCUUCCAGUGGAAUCGGACACCGACGAGCGAGCCUUCGACCUGAUCAUUCUCUCCGAUCUCAUUUUCAACCACUCGCAGCACGAAGCGAUGCUCAAGUCCUGCGACCUUGCGCUGUCCAAGCAAAAGGCCUCUGCACAAUCUGACGGCAAUGCCCAAUCCCGGCCCCCGCCAUGCCUCCUGGUCUUCUACACCCAUCACCGGCCGCACCUCGCCGACCGUGACAUGGACUUCUUCACGAAAGCGCGCGAGCGCGGAUGGCACUGUGAAGAAAUCCUCACGAGGAAAUACCCCCCCAUGUUCCCGGAGGACCCGGGAGAGGAAGAGGUCAGGGCGACUGUGCAUGGGUGGCGUUUGACCCGCGCGUAA
Molecule: messenger RNA, 825 nt
Organism: Trametes versicolor FP-101664 SS1
Lineage: Eukaryota; Fungi; Basidiomycota; Agaricomycetes; Polyporales; Polyporaceae
Exons: 7
Coding region: 1-825 (274 amino acids)
Biological process (GO): peptidyl-lysine dimethylation
Molecular function (GO): protein-lysine N-methyltransferase activity
Source: RefSeq, a predicted model, not a curated record